GCCCUGCCUCCCUCCCUCCGAGGGGGGAAAACCAGGAAGCAUGUUGAAUUCUCCAGCCACACGGAGCGCAGUGAUGUAACUUUACGCCAAUAAAAAUCGGUCGGAAUUCCCGGGCGCUGGCCAAUGGGAGGGAAUCGGGUCUUUUUUUGUGUGUGAAUGUGUCGGCUGAUUGGGAAGUGUUGAUAUGGCGCUGCCGUGGGAGAGGAAGGGAUACGGAGGAGCUGUGGUAACAGGAGCCCAGGCACCAGCACCACUACUACCGGCGGUAGCAGCAGCUGUCCCGACGCUUGAGCGCUAGCUGCCGGCCAGGGGCAGCGCAGGGAACCGCUCUCACUCAACUCAUUCACUCAUUUACGAAUCCACCGCCGCUGCAGCAUCGCUAGGUCUCUCUCUCUCUCUCUCAGCCUAAAGCAAGGCUCCCAAUCUACAGUACUGCAUCAGCCACAAUCAAAUCCUAGCCUUUAGGUGUCAUUGGGGCUGGUUGUAACGUAUAAAGUUUCCCUAGUUAGCCUGUAUUAUAGAUCCUAUAUAUUUAUACAUAUAAAUAUCUCAAGUUGUGCCAGUGUUUUAAAUUAAGGCUCCCCUGCUGCAGGUUAGCUGAGGGGUUUUUUUUAUUUGUUUUCGCUUUUUGCCCUAGUUGUUUUCUGGUUACAACUGUUCAACCAACAUGCCUAGCAAAACCAAAUACAACUUAGUGGACGAUGGACAUGACUUGCGUAUUCCUUUGCACAAUGAAGAAGCCUUUCAGCAUGGCAUCAGUUUCGAGGCGAAGUACAUCGGGACAUUGGACGUACCCAGGCCGAACAGCAGGGUGGAGAUCGUGGCUGCUAUGAGAAGGAUAAGGUAUGAAUUCAAAGCCAAGAACAUCAAGAAAAAGAAAGUGAAUAUAAUGGUGUCAGUGGAUGGUGUCAAAGUUCUUCUCAGGAAGAAGAAGAAGAUGACCAAGAGUCUAGAAGCUAAGGAUGAGGACAGGAGAGUGACCCCGACUUCAUUCUGGAUGACUCUCCUUAAGAAAGAAUGGACCUGGGAUGAGAGCAAGAUGUUGAUUAUGCAGGAUCCGAUCUACAGGAUAUUCUAUGUGUCCCAUGACUCUCAAGACCUCAAGAUCUUCAGUUACAUCGCCCGAGAUGGGUCCAGCAACGUUUUCCGAUGCAAUGUCUUCAAAUCUAAAAAGAAGAGCCAAGCAAUGAGGAUAGUGCGAACUAUAGGCCAAGCCUUUGAGGUGUGCCAUAAGUUGAGUCUCCUGCACACUGAGCAACCUGCAGAUGGAGAGGAUGACCAAGGGAGUGAAGAGAGUGCUGACAACAGCAGUGCCCCAGCCCAACAGCUCACUGAGAUAGAGAAAGAGGCUUCAGAGGAGACUGAUAUAGACGCCAUUGAACCGCCCAUCCACGAUAGUUCUGAGGUCGAUUUCAGCCGAGGUGUGACUGACCUGGAUGCAGUACGCAAGGAACAGGACCUUCAACCGGUCAAAAAGCUCCAUGACGACAGUCCUAGCAUUCUCCUGGCUACUCCCAAGAUGUUGCUGCCUUCCGCAAGCCAGCUGCCGUCAGGCACCCCACUCUCAGUUCACCACCAGAUCCAGCUCCUUCAACAGCACCUACAACAGCAACAGCAGCAGACCCAGGUGGCUGUGGCCCAGGUACAUUUACUGAAGGAUCAGUUGGCGGCCGAGGCAGCAGCAAGGAUUGAGGCUCAGGUUCGAGUCCAUCAGCUGCUGCUCCAGAAUAAGGACCUACUCAAACACAUCUCACUGCUCGUGAAGCAAGUGCAAGAACUGGAGCUCAAACUUGCUGGCCACAGUUCAAGCUCACAGGACAGCUUAUUAGAAAUCACCUACCGAUCGACUGUGCCACCGGUGCUGUGCGAUCCCACCACACCCAAACCCGAGGACAUUUGCCUGCCGCAGCUGUGUGACGGAUCAGACCUCUCCCUUCCACUGGGAAGUCCGCUAGUCGAUCAAAGCAUGUUUGAGAAUUCUAACACAGCUCCCACCCCCAAACAUCACCAUGGCAAGACCGUCUCCACCAAAGGAGUCCUUGCAGGCUCCUCGACAGCCAUAGGUGCUGAAUCAGGCGGGAAGUCGGGCAGUGGAGGCAUCAACAGCCAACAUCUUAAGAGUGCCUUCAAUUUGGGGAAGGCCAUGGGGGCAAAGGUCAACGACCUGCUUCGGAGAAAGGAGCAAAGCACCACAAUGGAAUUUGGUGUGACCGAAGUCAACAAGAACGCAGAGGGGGCUGUUUCAGUGGUGGGCAAAGAUGACAAAGGAGCUGCGGUCAACAAUGGAAUACAAGACGUUUCGGACACCUUCCCUCGGUUAGAGCCGCCACCACCAACGGUUAAAAAGAGGACACCUCGAGCUUUGAAGACUACUCAGGACAUGAUGAUAUCAUCGGUGCCGGUGGUUAACAACAGCACUGAGGGUUCGGAUGCAGCCACAAUAAGCUCUGUAGAAACAGCACUGCGAAAGACUGGGAUAGCUGAAAGUACGGCUGACUGUGUCAAAACUGCGCUGAUGAUCAACAUGGAGAACUUAACUUCUGAACACACUGCCGAGGCCAAAUUGGAGAGUGAGCUUUGCAGCACACUGGAAAGUGUAGCGGAUAAACCUGCCCUUUCUGUUCCUGACCUUCUAAACAAAGAGCCUGUGGAUGUUAAACUCAAACCAGCUGGUCAUGAGAAGCGCAUGGUGUCUUCCCCACAUCCAGACAAGGUUUGCUUGCGAAUCAGCAUUAGUGAAGAUGACCUUUUAGGGAAUGACUCUGAAGACUCUGGAGUGCCACGACAACGAUGCUCAAGUGUUGAAAAUGAGGAGCCCCAUCCAGAUUUGUUGUCAUUUGACUAGGUAACUCUGGGAUCUUGGUUCACUGAUUAAAACUGGAACUGCAGAAUGCCUUGCCAUUGAGCGGUUUCAAAAGGGAGAAAACUCAUUGUCAUGUGCUUUUAGCCUAUUCUGCAGUUUUGCACCUUUGUCCUUCUGAAGUUCAUUUCUGCCCCAUGGAGUUUGGUGUCAUAAAUGAAGGGCAUACAAUUAAUGGUAUGGGCCUCCUUUACUGGACAGCAGUCCGACUUUGAGUUGGAAGUAUAAAUGGUCUGAUAAGCUAACUUUACUCUUCAUCAUAGGACAGCCACCAAUCAGUGAUGCCCCUUUCAGAAAGUAAAUUGUCCAAUAUAUACUUGAAACCUUGUGAGAUGGCUAGAGUAGAAUGCAGGGAGUUUAUGGAACUGGGCCUUGAACUUACACUUGAGCACAAAUGGUUUUUGCAUUUGUUGUGACUACUUCUGUCCUAUAUUUAACAAUGCAAUUAACCUAUUUAUUUUAAACAAGUUAAACCCUCUGCUAAAAUAGCAGAGAGACCAAGUUUGGACCAACUCAUCAACCAUUCAUACCUCCAAUCUUGCAAUGUAAUCUCAAGGCCUAGGUUUAUCGAUGUUUAAUGAUACAAAACUCAACAAAUCCAGAUACAGUUCUAGCUGUUCACCAAAGUGACUAAUAACCUUUCACCAAAUGCAAAGCAAAAUUAAGUGCCUGAAUCAAGCCAUGUGCGCUUGGAACAUUGCCAUGGUGAAAUCUUGUUUUGUUAACACCUCAUGAACUAUUCUUUCGUACAAAUGGUUUUUACAAACUGACUGCAAAAUGAAGUGAAAAUAACACUCUUUUGGGAGUCCUAUGCAGAAUAUUUGCAAAAACAAAGUACUGGAAUCUUAAAAUAUAAACAAGGGAAACUGUAUGCAAGGAAUAUACAGUGAAUUGUAAUUUUAAAAGAAAAGUACUGUAGUUUUUUAGGGAAGAAAGAAUUUAUUUUAGUUUAAUAUUACUGCAUCACUGACUAAAUCGAAUGAAUCUUUAUAAAGUGCAUAAUUUUAUUAAUCAGUCUAGAUAUUGCCUUAAUAAUCUGUUUGAAGAAGCUUAUCCUGUUUUAGGAAGUGGAUUAUUUAAAGACAUCACGAUUUUCUUACUUGCCAAUUGUCUGUACAUCAGAUAGCUGCUCCCCCUUCUAAUUGAUUGCACCCUCAGACUAGCUUAGAUUGUGCUGCUGUCCAGAUUUCCAGUCUAGAAAGGGAUUAUUUCCAAAGGUAUUUCAGUGAAGACAAAUUUUACUUUUACUGUUUAUUUUAAUUACUUCUUACUGAAAUUUUGCUACAUUUUGAGUAACAGAAUAAGGCAAUUCCUCUCCAUCACCAUGCCUGUACCUCUUCCAACCUCCACAUCAUAGCCCACUUUGUAUUUGCUAAUUAAGACGACAGGGAUGAAAAGGCAAUUAUGUAUUCAUUGUGAGUUUCAGCACAUCCGCGCUUAUGGUUAAAUGUUAAAACCCACACUGCAUAGACUAUUGCUCUGCGAGGGAAAGAUUUUGUUCUUGUUUUAAUGUCAUUUAUAUUCAUUAUUCACAGCUUAAAGUAGAAAUGGUGGGAGGUUAGGGGAUUAGCCUUGGUACAGUUAUCUGCCAACCCAUGUCAGACUUCUGAAAAAGUAUAAUCUACUGAUAUUUGUAGAAAUGAUCUCAAACUUUGAUUGCAUUUUCAUAAAUAUUGCUUUAUUCAAAUGCAAAUGUUAAUACUUCAAAUCUUUAGCAUUUGUAUGUGUUAUUUUAUAUACUGAAAUCCUUAAAAAUGAAUUCACAAUGUUUUGUGGUUUCCUUUCAAAUUUUAAUGUAGGUGUUUGCAGUUCCUCUUUUUGUGUAAUGUUUUUAUAUAUGUUUUUCAUUCCAGUGUUGAUUUGCUCAGAUUAGUAUGCCACUGAGAGUUUGCAAGCCCACGUUCUUUGUAAUUCACUGCCAUAUGCAUUUAUAUUGUGUAACUAGACAGACUGCACCUGUGGAAGAGAGUAUGGAAAAAUCAUUCAUUAAAUUUCUUUUAAUUGAGUAAACGUUUUAUGCUGUACUAAGACGUUUUAGAUUACAUUAAAAAAUUGAUUCAUUUGGAA
Molecule: messenger RNA, 4927 nt
Organism: Hemiscyllium ocellatum (epaulette shark)
Lineage: Eukaryota; Metazoa; Chordata; Chondrichthyes; Orectolobiformes; Hemiscylliidae
Gene: nos1apa
Product: nitric oxide synthase 1 (neuronal) adaptor protein a
Exons: 13
Coding region: 668-2845 (725 amino acids)
Molecular function (GO): nitric-oxide synthase binding
Source: RefSeq, a predicted model, not a curated record